AUGCUGCCUGAAUCACUUCCAAUUUUAAAAGAGCUUUCCCUUGAAAUGGACAUGCUUAACGGGUAUUAUCUAUUUGACCUUUAGAUGGAUGCCUAACAUACAAUACCCUAUAAGGUUGAAAUUUGAAAUGAAUGACGACAUGUUAUGGUCAGUGCAAAGAGAUUAGUUAGUGUAUGUGGGACCGAGAUAUGUGGAUUCUAUGGAGAUGUGCUAGAAAUACUUGAAUAAUUGUAAGUAGUGCCAUAUAUUGAAGACCAACCAACUAAGAAUUAAACAGACAUGAUGGAGGCAAUUCAAAAAAAAUAAAGAUAGCUAAGACUAUUUAUCAAUAGACCUUAAGCACAAAAGCAUUUUAUAUAGUUUGAUUCUGACUUCGAAUCAGGGAAUUUAGAUUUCGCAUUCUAAGUUCGUCCAAAUGAGUAUAAUUGUUAUAUGAGAUGUGAUUCCAAUUCACGUAGCAGUCAUAGUUGGUAUCAUUUCAGCUUGGUUUCUGAAAGAACAUAGAUAAUAAAACUAAAUAUUUGCAAUUUCAGCAAACAUCGUAGUCUUUAUUAAAGAGGUAUGAGACCUUAUAUAGGAAUAAAUGGUAUUUGGAAGUAAGGUGGUGAUAACAUAAUUUUUGAUCAGAAAAAUCAAAGAUAAUCAAGACUUAGUUUUGAUUUGACUCUUGUAAAAGGAUAGAAAAUAUAUGUUGCAUAUGGAGUGCCAUAUACAUAUUCUCAGAUGAUGCAAUUUAUAUAACCAUUGGGAUAUAGUAUUUUUACUAGAACACCUGCUGGUAUAGAUAUUCCAAUCCUCCAAUUUGGUGAGGCAAAGAAAAGAACAAUAAUAGUAACUGCUAGAGUUCAUCCAGGAGAAUCAAAUAGUUCUCAUUUGAUGGAAGGCUUUUUGAAGUAUCUCAUCUCUCCAGAUGGUGAAUAUCUAUUAUAGAAGUAAAUAACUCUAUCCAUAUCAAGAGUUCAUAAGUUAUAGCAAUCCCAAUGCUUAAUCCUGAUGGAGUAAUUGCUGGAAAUUUUAGAACUUGUUUAUAAGGAAUGGAUUUAAAUAGAUAGUUUUCCAAUCCAGAUUAGAAUACUACUCCUUAAAUAUAUCAAAUUAAAAGGAUGAUAGAAAAAUUAAAGAAUCCUCCAUUUGUUUAUAUUGAUAUGCAUGGACAUUCCCUUAAAAAGAAUUUAUUCAUUUAUGGACCUGAAUAUCCAAUUUUCAGUUUAAAUUAUUUAAAGUGUCGUGUUUUAGCUAAAUUGAUGUCUGAAGCAACAGAAAUCUUUCGUUAUUGGAGUGGUAUUUGGAGAGUUUAACCUAAUAAAAGAAAUACAGCAAGAGCCAUAUUAAAUUAAGAGUUUAAGAUAGUUAAUUGUUUUACAGUUGAAUGUUCAAAUGGAUUAUAUUACUUAGGAUCUCAAUAAAUUACUAAGGAAUUUGGAAUUCUUGAUUUUCAAUAAUUAGGACAAGAAUUAGGUAAAUAAAUUCAGAAUUUACUUGAAAAAGAAAUUAAAUAUAUAGAAUAUUAAAAGGAUAGACUCAAAAAUCGUAAGAAGAAAAGAAUAAAUCCAUAUACUAGUUUGUUAUAAUAGAUAUAAAAGGAUGAAGAAGAACAUUAAAUAUAAGAUGAAGAUGAAUUAUUAUAAAGUGAAAGCAGUGAAGAAGAGGUAAAAAAGAAAAAAAUUUUUGUUCGUAAAUUUCCAUAACCUAGAUAAUCUUAAUUAAGAUAAGAAAUUGAAUGUAGAAAAUCAUUCGUAUCUGAUCGAAAACCAAGAAGUUAAGAUAAAUCCUUAGACAAAUCUUAGAUUUCAUAAAGACCUUUUUCACCUUACACUCCUUUUAAGAGAUCAGUUUCAUCUUCUAGAUAUGUUAAUUGUCCUACAAAACAAUAGUAAUUGAAAUAAAGAUUGAGUAAUUAUGGAUUUAAUUGA
Molecule: messenger RNA, 1913 nt
Organism: Paramecium pentaurelia
Lineage: Eukaryota; Ciliophora; Oligohymenophorea; Peniculida; Parameciidae
Source: the annotation of a GenBank genome assembly